GGAGACCCGUCCUCUGAGAAGCUCAACAAUGGGCAGUGUGUUGGCUGCCAGCGCCCCCAGCCCACCUCCACCAGGGCCGGGUGCCCCAGGUUUGGUAUCGGUGCCUCCGGGAUUUACGAUGCCCCCCGUCUCACCGGUCUCUGCCCCGAGCAGCUCUCCAACCGGGCAACAGGACACCGAGCCUCCCCUUCCAAACCCCGGAGGAUUUGAAGAGUGCCAUCGCAAAUGCAAAGAGGUUUUUCCAGUGCAGAUGGAGGGUGUCAGACUAACAGUGAACAAGGGCUUGAGCAAUCACUUCCAGGUGAACCACACGGUGUUGUUAAGCACUCAAGCAGAUUCCAGCUACAGAUUUGGAGCGACGUAUGUGGGAACCAAACAAACAGGACCAGGAGAGGCCUUUCCCGUCAUGGUUGGUGAUAUGGACAACACAGGGAGCUUAAAUGCACAGGUUAUUCAUCAGAUCACUGACAAAGUACGCUCUAAAUUCGUCUUCCAGACUCAGCAGCAGAAAUUUGUGAACUGGCAAGGAGACACUGAAUUUAAAGGAGAGGAUUUCACUGCUGCUGUGACAUUUGGAAACCCAGAUGUGUUGAUGGGAUCAGGAAUUGUUGUAGCUCAUUAUCUCCAGUCUGUGACUUCAUCGCUGGCAUUAGGAGGAGAGCUGGUGUACCAUCGACGGCCAGGAGAGGAGGGCACAGUCAUGUCUCUGGCUGGCAGAUAUACAGGCAGCAACUUCAUCGCCACAUUGACACUAGGAGGAGCUGGAGUUCAUGCCUCUUACUACCACAAAGCCAACGAUCAGUUGCAGGUUGGAGUGGAGUAUGAAGUGAGCACUCGCAUGCAGGACACUAGUGUAACAUUUGGGUACCAGCUGGAUGUCCCUAAAGCCAACCUGGUUUUUAAAGGUUCUUUAGACAGUAACUGGGUGGUUGGAGCCAAUCUGGAGAAGAAGCUUCAGCCUCUGCCUCUGUCACUGGCCCUCAGCGCUUACCUGGACCACAGAAAACACAAGUUCCAGUGUGGCUUUGGCAUCACCAUUGGUUAAACCUGCCUUCAUUUUUUGCUUAAUUCUACAGUUUACACGCACACACCAGAUGCUGGUGAAGGUUGCUGGUCAAACAAGUCAAACACACUUAAACAAAAUCAGUAACUAUGAAGCAAAAGAAAGCAUUGAUUGCUAAUUUAUUGCAUCAAAGCAACCUCAGGCUUUCCAUUUCAUUUCUCUUGUAAUAUGAACAAAAAACAAUGAUCAUUAUAAUAUGCAAAAAAAAUGUCAUAAAUACAUCAUACAUGAUCAUAUAUGAGAACCGAAAAGAAAUCCAACAAAACGAGAAACAGAUUUAUAUGUGUGUCUUGUAUGUGUUAGUUGUCAGUUCUUUUUAUAUAAGUUAUUUUAUUUUGCCUUUAAUAAGGAGAUUGAGGGUUAUUUUACUUCCAGUCAAUGAUUUUUUUUUUUCGUCAGAAUUAUUUUUUUAAAUAAGUUCUGGAUCUCUGUACUUGUAUAGGUACAUACAUGGAUACAAUAUUGUAUGCAUUGCCUGUAUUGAAAAUUGUGGAUAAAUUAUUAUUAAAACAAAACAUUAUACAUCUGUUUAUCUAUUAAA
Messenger RNA from Danio rerio (zebrafish), 1604 nucleotides. It is a transcript of the gene tomm40l, whose product is annotated as translocase of outer mitochondrial membrane 40 homolog, like. Lineage: Eukaryota; Metazoa; Chordata; Actinopteri; Cypriniformes; Danionidae. Gene Ontology annotation, cellular component: mitochondrial outer membrane. Gene Ontology annotation, biological process: protein import into mitochondrial matrix; transmembrane transport. Gene Ontology annotation, molecular function: transmembrane protein transporter activity. The record is from RefSeq and is marked provisional.